CACGAACGUUGGCGAUAACAUACCCUGUCCCGCACUCACUCCCAUACUAUCAUCACACACUCUUCUUCAACUCUUUUUCCCUGCACUCUCAAUCUCUGCUCUCAUGGCGUCGUUUUGUGCGAGGAUCGAUCCGACCUCCAUUUUCAUCUCCAAGCAUUUCAAAUCCGCCAGAAAUGCCUUUCCUCUCUCUCCACCAAUCCGAUGCCUGUCCUUCUUCAACUCCCAUUCCUCUAAUUUCCCUCUCAGAAAAACUGCGCCUUCUUCUUCUUCUUCGUCUCCCAUCUUCGCCGCUUCUUCUUCUUCAUCUCCUUCUUCCUCCUCCUCUUCUCCUUCCGCUACCGUCGCCGAAUCUCAAGCACUCAAGAUUAAAUCGGUUCCGACAAAGCCAAUUGAAGGACAGAAGACGGGAACUAGCGGGCUCCGUAAGAAGGUUAAAGUUUUUAUGCAAGAUAAUUACCUUGCAAAUUGGAUUCAGGCAUUGUUUAAUUCGUUGGAGCUUGAUGAUUAUAAGGACAAGUUGUUGGUUCUCGGAGGUGAUGGCCGAUAUUUUAAUCGCGAAGCUGCACAGUUAAUCAUUAAAAUUGCUGCUGGCAAUGGGGUUGGUCAAAUUAUGAUUGGCAAGGAUGGAAUAAUGUCUACUCCAGCUGUGUCUGCUGUGAUACGAAAGAGAGAGGCUAAUGGUGGCUUUAUAAUGAGUGCAAGCCAUAAUCCUGGUGGUCCAGAAUAUGAUUGGGGCAUCAAGUUCAAUUACAGCAGUGGUCAACCAGCACCAGAAUCCAUUACUGACAAAAUAUAUGGGAACACGCUUUCUAUUUCUGAAAUUAAGAUGGCUGACAUUCCUGAUGUUGAUCUCUCUCAACUUGGAGUUACUAGAUAUGGGAAUUUUAGUGUUGAAGUGGUUGACCCAGUAGGUGACUAUUUGGAGCUAAUGCAGGAAGUGUUUGAUUUUUCACUUAUCAGAGAUCUUCUUUCCAGACCAAAUUUCAGGUUUGUGUUUGAUGCCAUGCAUGCUGUGACUGGUGCUUAUGCAAAACCUAUUUUUGUUGACAUGCUAGGAGCUAGCCCGGAAUCUAUUGUUAAUGGCGUGCCUCUUGAAGAUUUUGGACAUGGUCAUCCAGACCCUAAUCUUACAUAUGCGAAGGAUUUGGUCAAUGUAAUGUAUGGCGAGAAUGGACCUGAUUUUGGUGCUGCAAGUGAUGGGGAUGGUGACAGAAAUAUGAUUCUAGGAAGGCAAUUUUUUGUUACUCCAUCAGAUUCUGUAGCAAUUAUUGCUGCCAAUGCAAAAGAGGCCAUUCCAUACUUCAAAAGUGGUCCCAAGGGAUUGGCUCGCUCUAUGCCCACUAGUGGUGCUUUGGACCGUGUUGCGGAAAAGCUAAAUCUUCUGUUUUACGAGGUUCCAACUGGAUGGAAAUUCUUUGGGAAUCUAAUGGAUGCAGGGAAGUUGUCAGUUUGUGGGGAAGAAAGUUUUGGGACAGGUUCUGACCACAUCCGUGAGAAAGAUGGUAUAUGGGCUGUAUUAGCUUGGCUUUCAAUAAUUGCAUAUAGGAACAAGGACAAGAAACCAGGGGAGGAAUUGGUUUCUGUUGGUGAUGUUGUCAAGCAGCAUUGGGCAACUUAUGGGAGGAAUUUCUUUUCUAGAUAUGACUAUGAGGAAUGUGAAUCUGAAGGAGCCAAUAAGAUGGUUGCAUAUCUUAGAGAACUAAUCUCUACCAGUAAGGCUGGUGAUAAGUAUGGAAGUUAUAUCCUCAAAUUUGCUGAUGACUUCUCCUAUGUUGAUCCAGUAGAUGGAAGUGUUGCAUCCAAACAGGGGGUUCGAUUUGUGUUCACUGAUGGAUCAAGGAUCAUCUUUAGAUUAUCGGGUACUGGUUCUGCUGGUGCAACAGUAAGAGUGUAUAUUGAACAGUUUGAGUCUGAUGCCUCGAAGCAUGACGUGGAUGCCCAAAUUGCAUUGAAACCAUUGAUAGACCUCGCUCUGUCUUUAUCAAAGCUAAAGGAAUUUACCGGAAGAGAGAAGCCAACUGUUAUAACAUAAAGAACACACUCAACUUUAAUUUUAUGCCUGUUGGAAGCAUCUCAAUGAGAACUGUAGCAGGUCGCAAACUCCCUCUUUCCUCUACUUGUUACAUUAUGUAUUGUUUAUUCUUCUUGUUGUAUGGUAGGCAGUCUCUCAAGGACAUAAAUUAGCUUCAUUUUUUUGAAUCUGUAUAAUUUUGUCUGCGCAAAAUUUAGAUACAGUAUAUGUUCUCAAUAAAAUUUUCAUGUCUUAUCACUUCUAGUA
Ipomoea nil (Japanese morning glory) is the source of this 2278-nucleotide messenger RNA. RefSeq names its product phosphoglucomutase, chloroplastic. NCBI's taxonomy places the organism in Eukaryota, Viridiplantae, Streptophyta, Magnoliopsida, Solanales, Convolvulaceae. Bases 104 to 2032 code for a protein of 642 amino acids. The transcript has 22 exons. The record is from RefSeq and is a predicted model, not a curated record. Gene Ontology annotation, molecular function: magnesium ion binding; phosphoglucomutase activity. Gene Ontology annotation, cellular component: cytosol. Gene Ontology annotation, biological process: carbohydrate metabolic process.